GGGGGAACAAGGGGCGGCUGUGGAGCUUCCGCCGGCGGUGUGGCCAUGGCAGCGGGUUCCUUCCGGAGGAGCAUUGCUUCCCAGCUUUCAAAAGUUUUGGAUCUGCCACCAGAGUAUUUAAUAAAGUCCAUAUCUGCAGUUCCUGUCUCCAAAAAACGGCACGUUGCUGAUUUCCAGCUCUCCAUUGCUUCCAUAAUAGAAAACAGCUCUGGAGAUUGCUUAGCACAGGACCUGCAUCUUCAGGCUCAGCAGCUUGCUGAAAGGCUACAAUGUGAUUCAGUAGUGAGUGCAAUCAGCGCUGGUCCAGGGACAGUGAAUUUUACAAUAAACAGGGAAUUAUUGGCAAAGACUGUGCUGCAGCAGGUGUGGAAGGAUGGCUCAAAGUAUGGAGUAAAAAGUGAACUUUUCUCUACAGUUCCCAGACAAAAGGCAGUGGUUGAGUUCAGCUCCCCCAACAUUGCCAAGAAGUUUCACAUGGGACACCUGCGUUCCACCAUAGUCGGGAAUUUUAUAGCAAAUCUCAAAGCAGCGCUGGGACAUGAAGUAGUGAGAAUAAAUUACCUUGGUGACUGGGGCAUGCAGUUUGGCUUAUUGGGUGUUGGUUUCCAAUCCUUUGGCAACAAAGAAAAACUGAAAUCUAGUCCUUUGCAACACCUUUUUGAGGUGUAUGUGCAGAUUAACAAAGCAGCAGAAGAUGAAAACACAAAAAAGCUGGCUAAGGAUUUCUUCAGAAAACUGGAGGAACAUGAUGAGCAGGCAUUGUCAAUUUGGCAGCAAUUUAGGGACCUCAGUAUUGAGGAAUACGUCCGGAUUUAUAAGCGUCUAGGAGUGCACUUUGAUGAAUAUUCUGGAGAGUCAUUUUACCAAGAGAAGGCCCAGGAAGUUCUGAAGAUGUUGGAAGAUAAAGGACUCCUUCAGAAAACAAUGUAUGAGCUCAUUCAAUCUGUUGGUGCACUUUAUUUAACAUCUCAGUUGCACUUCAAACAAGAUAAGAUGAGUGAGUGCCAUCAGUGUUUUCCCCUGGCUUACAGAAAAGGGACAGGAGUUGUGGAUCUCUCGGAGAAGAAGGACCUCUCGACAGUCUCCACCGUCAUGCGCAGUGAUGGGACAUCCCUUUACAUAACAAGAGAUCUCGCAGCUGCUAUAGACAGGAUGAAUAAGCACAGCUGGGAUACCAUGAUUUAUGUGACAGAUAAAAGCCAAAGUAAUCACUUUCAACAUUUAUUCCAAAUACUGAAGCUCAUGGGUUAUGACUGGGCAGAAAGGUGCCAGCAUGUGUCUUUUGGUCUUGUUCAAGGAAUGAAGACUCGGAGAGGAGAAGUAGUUUUUCUGGAAGAUGUUUUAAAUGAAGUUCGCUCAAGGAUGUUACAAAACAUGACUUCCACAAAAACAACCAAAGAGACCCAAGAUCCUGUGGAGACAGCAGAGAAGGUUGGUCUUGCAGCACUCAUAAUUCAGGACUUCCGGGGCCUGCUGUCAUCUGAUUACCAGUUCAGCUGGGAGCGAGCUCUCCAGAGCAGGGGAGAUACAGGGGUGUUCCUGCAGUACACCCAUGCCAGACUCCAUAGUUUAGAACAGAUGCAUGGGAAUGCAGAGCUAACUGAUGUGAAUGUGUCAUGCUUGCAAGAGCCAGAUGCCAUCUCUGUUCUUCAGCAUCUUCUCAGCUACGAUGAGGUCCUGUACAGAUCUUCUCAGGAUCUGCAACCCAAGCACAUUGUCAGCUACCUCCUCACACUGAGCCACCUGGCAGCCGUGGCACACAAAUCCCUGCCCGUGAAAGGCAGCGCCCCCGCCGUGGCACAGGCACGGCUCUGUCUCUUCCACGCAGCACGCUCAGUUCUAGCCAACGGAAUGAAACUUCUUGGCAUUACACCUGUAAAUCAAAUGUAACGAGGCCAUAUCCCAUGUCAAGUCAUAUCUCAUAGUAAAAUGAUUUUUUCCACAAUAA
Molecule: messenger RNA, 1948 nt
Organism: Melospiza melodia melodia
Lineage: Eukaryota; Metazoa; Chordata; Aves; Passeriformes; Passerellidae
Gene: RARS2
Product: arginyl-tRNA synthetase 2, mitochondrial
Exons: 20
Coding region: 46-1890 (614 amino acids)
Biological process (GO): arginyl-tRNA aminoacylation; mitochondrial translation
Cellular component (GO): mitochondrion; cytoplasm
Molecular function (GO): arginine-tRNA ligase activity; ATP binding
Source: RefSeq, a predicted model, not a curated record